GACAAAAGAGCAUCAAAUCAUUCAAUAUCGUUGAAAAUGGAAUAUAAGCGUCACAAAGUGAAUUGAUACCUAAAUUCAAAAUAUUCCACUUAAAGGUAUAUGAGGUAGCUUCCAUAGCCAAGCAAAUAUAACACCAUGCAAGAACUUUUUCCUGAACUUUUUCGUAAAAAUAAACUUGUGGCGUUUGUUGAUGUGCACAGGAUGUGGCAAGGUGGUGCAUAUACAGCAAUGUCAGUUUGGCUAAACAAUAUGUAUGAGAUGUUCCUCAAUGGCGAGGAUCUACCCCAUCUUGCAACUGUCGUCGUAUUACGAGAGAAGAUGGAGAAAAGCUCCAUAUCACAAGAACUACCGAUUGCAAAGGCUGCUUAUACAUUUCUGCAGGAUAGUAUGCCAGCAUCCUUUUCUUUCCCAAAAUGGAACAAUGGUCGAAUACUCUGCCAGCGCCCUCAGCUCAAGCGGAUUCUAUCAAGCAUUGAACCAUCCACAGAGGGGUCCGAAAGGAAUAAUAUAACCACGUUAAGUAACUCUCCGUUUCCUCCUCCCGGAACAAAGACAUCCUCCAGUGCUGUCAAUAGUGGACGGCAUAAUGAUGCCAGUUUUGAUGAAAGAAUUAGGACAAGACCAGAGUUUUUGACAAGCACGGUUUAAAUACACACUGGAUAUACUCACCAUCAGCUAACAGGUUUUGAAAGUUUUACCGACUUUUUUCCCAAAUCAGAUGGAUUCUUCACUGCCUAGCUUUUCGGAAAUUUCCAGUUUCCAAGUUAUUGGGUUAGUCCCCUAAGACAAAUAACCCUAGCUAAGUACCUAGCCAAAAUAGAAAAUGCCAAAAACUGUAGGGGUGUCUCUUUGUACUUGUUCAUAUAUCUAGAAUGCUAACCUUAUAUACAUUGUUCUAAAAAUCCUUGCCUAGGCGCUAGGCGGUUGACCACCGUCUCGAUUAAUGCCCAAGCGUUUGAAAAUUAAGAAAUGGUGCCUAGACCUGCUUAGGUGCCCCCCCUAGACCACCUAGCACCUGUCUGCCCACACCCGCCUAGGUUGCGACUCACUCAGACAGAAAAUA
Molecule: messenger RNA, 1063 nt
Organism: Malus domestica (apple)
Lineage: Eukaryota; Viridiplantae; Streptophyta; Magnoliopsida; Rosales; Rosaceae
Source: RefSeq, a predicted model, not a curated record